AUGGAUAAUGACUUAGACAUGACUGGAGAAGAGGACAAACUUGUUUCCCUGGGCACGGAUGUGUUUUCUCGUGAACGAUCCGUUGGUCAAAAUAUGGACGAAAAUAAUAACAGACUUAACGAAAAUGAUCAAGCAAGAGCAUCAACUGAUACAUCAGAGCUACAAAAAGUAGCAGAAACUAAUGAGAAUAAUUCGUAUGCUCCGGAAACCGUUUACAACCUUCAAUCAGAUUUCAAUGAAGAAGGAACACAAGCUGGAAUUUUUCAAGAUGAACGCCAUGACAGAACUUUUGCUUUACACAAGGUGGUCGUGCCUCCUGACUACAAGUACAAUCCCAUUGAGCAGCAUGUUCCAAACGACCCACCUGCAAAAUCAUAUUCUUUUCAGCUUGAUCCAUUCCAAGCUACUGCGAUGGCUUGUAUAGAAAGAUGUGAAUCAGUUUUAGUAAGCGCACAUACGUCCGCAGGUAAGACAGUAAUCGCUGAAUACGCUGUCGCUCAAUCCCUCAAAAACAAGCAACGAGUUGUCUACACUAGUCCUAUUAAAUCGUUGAGUAACCAAAAAUAUCGUGAAUUGCUCUCCGAGUUUGGUGAUGUUGGUCUUCUAACCGGCGACGUAUCUAUCAAUCCAUCAGCUAGCUGUUUAGUAAUGACUACUGAAAUAUUGCGUUCUAUGUUAUAUAGAAAUUCCGAACUUAUGCAUGAAGUAGCCUGGGUUAUUUUCGACGAAAUUCACUACAUGCAAGAUAAAGAUCGCGGAGUGGUUUGGGAGGAAACCCUUAUUCUUCUACCAAACGCGGUUCGCUACGUUUUUCUCUCCGCGACCCUUCCAAACGCUAUGCAGUUUGCUCGUUGGAUUGCUUCCAUACAUUGCCAGCCUUGCCAUGUUGUAUAUACUGAUUAUCGACCAACACCAUUACAACAUUUCAUAUAUCCCCAUGGUGCUGAUGGUAUAUACAUGGUUGUCGAUGAAAAGAAUCGUUUCAAAGAUGAAAGCUUUGCAAAGGUAUUGGAAGUACUUCAAAGCACUGUUGAGUCACACGAAAACCGCCAAUCUAGAAAAAAGGGCAAGCGAACAACAUCACUGCAACGCAUAAUUAGUAUGGUUAUAACUAAUCAUUAUGAUCCUUUAAUUGUGUUUUGCUUUAGUAAAAAAGAAUGUGAAGCUAAUGUCUUUCAGUUAAACAAGGUUGAUCUCAAUGGUGACGAAAAAAAGGAUUUAAUAAAUGAAAUUAUAGAUUCUGCUUUACUUCAAUUAAAUAAGGAAGAUCGAGAGAUUCCGCAAUUCAAUCAUAUGAGAUCGUUUCUUUUGCGAGGAAUUGGCUUUCAUCAUUCCGGACUGCUGCCGAUUAUGAAAGAGAUAGUUGAAAUCCUCUUUCAGGAGGGAUUAGUGAGAAUAUUAUUUGCUACUGAGACAUUUGCCAUAGGUUUGAAUAUGCCAGCAAGGACGGUUUUAUUUACAAAUGCUCAAAAGUUCUCUGGCACUAACUUUCGUUGGCUGACGUCUGGAGAGUAUAUGCAGAUGAGCGGUAGAGCCGGCAGACGAGGUAUUGACCCAAAGGGUUUAUCAAUUGUGAUGGUUGAUCAAUCUAUAGAUGAGCAAACUGCUCGUGCAUUAAUGAAUGGUCAGCCCGCAUCUCUUUAUUCUGCUUUUCAUUUGAGUUACAAUAUGAUUUUGAGUCUAAUGAGAAUUGAAGGAAUAAGUCCAGAGGACCUUCUACGAAAGAGUUUUUAUCAAUUUCAGAAAAUGGAAUCACUUCCUGUGCUUGCGCACAAGCUCGACAAAUACAAGGUCAAAGAGAAAUCUAUUGAAGUGAAAGACGAACAAUCCUUAAGAAGAUUCCAUGAUCUGAAAUUGCAGUUGGAGCGUUAUGGGAGAGAUAUUAAGCAUAUUAUUACGGAACCAGAAAAUUGCUUACCAUAUUUACAGCCAGGAAGGCUAGCGCAGGUAAAAAUUCAUGAUACAUUAUUUCCUUGGGGGAUUAUUGUGAAUUCUACUAAGAGAAUGGAUUCCUCAACUCCAAAAGUGGAUCCUCAGGAUAUGUACAUAAUUGAUAUAUUACUCCCACUAUCGUCAAAAUCAACCUCUAAUAGCAAUUUACGAUCUACUCAACUAUUUGCACCUUUACCUAAUGAAAAGCCAGUAUAUGAAGUCAUUGCUGUUUUCCUGUCUGUCAUUGAAAACUUUUCUUCUCUUAGGGUUCUUCUUCCAAAAGAUUUGAGUUCUCAUGAAAGCAGAAGAAGUACUUAUCAAAACGUCCUUGAAAUUCAAAAAAAGUUGAACGACGAAAUGCCCUUGCUGGAUCCUGUCGAACACAUGAACAUAAAAGAAACUGCGUUGAAACUUCAUGUUAGAAAAGUUGAAAUUUUAGAACCCAAGUUUUUAGAAAGCCCCUACUAUAAAGAUCCAUCGUUUAGAUCGGAGUAUCACAAAUAUACGGAAAAAUUAGACUUAAAAAAUCGUAUAAAAGAUUUGAGCUCGAAGAUUGGGACUACUGAAUCCAUCAUCCAUCUAAAGGAAUUGAAAAGUCGACAGCGAACACUUCGACGCCUCGGAUUCAUUACUGCUGAUAACGUGAUUGAUAUUAAGGGAAGAGUUGCUUGUGAAAUAAGUACGGGCGAUGAGCUUUUAAUAACUGAAAUGAUUUUUCAAGGUAUUUUUAAUUCCCUCCCUCCCGAUCUUUUUGCUGCUACUCUAAGCUGUUUUGUAUAUCAGGAAAAAUCUGAUGUUUCAACGCUUAACCUUAAGGAACCGUAUUCUGCAACAUAUAAAACUAUAUUAGACAUUGCAAAGCGAAUUGUGACAGUAUCCGUGGAAAGCAGACUAGAUAUUGACGAAGAUGAAUAUGUUCAUCAAUUUAAGCCGGACAUGAUGGAAGCCGUUUCUAGAUGGAUAAAUGGAGGCACCUUCUUAGAGAUUUGUGAAAUGACAAGGUUGUAUGAAGGAAGUAUUGUUCGAACUUUUAGACGAUUAUCGGAACUGUUAAAACAAUUUCGAAACGCUGCAUCCGUUUUAGGUAAUUAUGAACUACAAGAAAAGUCUGCCCAAACAGAACAAUUACUUUAUCGCGAUAUAAUAUCUUCUUCUUCUUUGUAUUUUUAAUUGGAUUCUAGAACUUGGAGUUUAUACUUUUAACUUUUUUAUUUUCAGAGCACAAUAGUUCCUAAUUUUGAUUGAAAGUGAUGAAGGAUAUCAUUCUUAUUAGAUUAUAGAUUAAACUGGAAUUAUGUACCAUGAUCACCUGAUAGAUAAAU
Molecule: messenger RNA, 3254 nt
Organism: Schizosaccharomyces cryophilus OY26
Lineage: Eukaryota; Fungi; Ascomycota; Schizosaccharomycetes; Schizosaccharomycetales; Schizosaccharomycetaceae
Product: TRAMP complex ATP-dependent RNA helicase
Exons: 1
Coding region: 1-3102 (1033 amino acids)
Biological process (GO): RNA catabolic process; maturation of 5.8S rRNA
Cellular component (GO): nucleus
Molecular function (GO): RNA helicase activity; RNA binding; ATP binding
Source: RefSeq, a predicted model, not a curated record